AUUCAACAGCGUUAUCGGAGGGGAAAUAUCCUGUAUAUAAACCGGUAUCACUUUAAAUGAUGCAAUUUAAAAAAAUUUGACUCACUCACCCGCAUCCAUAACCAAAAAGAAAUUUAUGCCAUCAAAUUCAACUUUAAUAAGAUUAUUCAUCUUGAUCAUCAUUAUUGUUAUUCAAUACUAUAAAGUUCAUAUAAACUGAAGAUGGCUCCUAAGAAAUCGUAUAGUUUAGAGACGGAAUUGGUCUUUUCCAAAAGUGCCGAUCAAUAUAAUGCAUCGGUUCCACCAUUAUAUCAAUCAGCCACAUUUAAACAAGAUUCAUUAUCAAAUAUGGGAGAAUAUGAUUAUACAAGAUCUGGGAACCCAACUAGAACUUAUUUACAAAAUCAUUUAGCUAAGAUCAUGAAGGCUAAAACCACAUUCGCUGUCUCAUCUGGUAUGGGAUGUCUUGAUGUUAUCACUAGAUUAUUAAAGCCUGGUGAUGAAGUGAUUGCUGGUGAUGAUUUAUAUGGUGGUACUAAUCGUUUAUUAACUUAUCUUCAUAAUAAAGGAGAUAUUAUUGCUCAACAUUUCGAUACUACCAAUACUGAAUUGAUUAAAUCUAAAAUCAAUUCUAAAACUAGAAUGAUCUUUUUAGAAUCUCCUACAAAUCCAUUAAUUAAAGUGGUGGAUGUAAAAUCAAUUGCUAAUGCUGCUCAUGAAAUUAAUCCAAAUGUCAUUGUCGUGUUCGAUAAUACUAUGAUGUCUCCAAUUUUCAUGACUCCCUUGGAUUUAGGAGUUGAUAUUCAAUAUGAAUCAGCUACAAAAUAUCUUAAUGGUCAUCAUGAUAUUAUGGCAGGUGUGAUCGCUACCAGAUCCGACUCCUUAGCUGAACAAGUUUAUAAUGUGAUAAAUUCUACUGGAUGUGGAUUAUCGCCAUUUGAUUGUUGGUUAUUAAGUAGAGGAUUAAGAACUUUAGCCAUUAGAGUUGAAAGACAACAACAAAAUUGUAUUAAGAUUGCUGAAUUCUUAAAGAAUAUUGGUUUCAAAGUAAGAUAUCCUGGUUUAAAGGAUCAUCCUCAAUUUGAAUUACAUAAUUCUAUGUGUAAAGGUUAUGGAGCAGUAUUAAGUUUUGAAACUGGUAGUAUCAAAUUAUCUGAACGUAUUGUGGAAAAUACUGAAAUUUUCGGUAUAGCUGUAUCAUUUGGAUGUGUGAAUUCCUUAAUUUCAAUGCCAUGUAAGAUGUCUCAUGCUUCAAUUGAUGCAAAGACUAGAGAAGAACGUGACUUCCCUGAAGAUUUGAUUCGUUUAUGUAUUGGGAUUGAAAAUGUUGAUGAUUUAAUUGAUGAUUUAACUAAAGCUUUAUUAAGAAGUGGAGCUGUCAGAGUUAAUGAAAGAGAUGAAUUAUUCAAUGUUAUUGGUGUUCAACCAAAGUUAUAGAUCCUCUCGUCAUCAUCACAGUUUUCAUUCUCCUAUUUAUCUAUUCAUUCAAUUCAUAUUAUGUACAUUAAAUACUCAGCAUUCUUCUAAUAUAAAUAUAUACUUUUAUACACUAUAAAUUGUCUUAACUAUGUAAA
This is a messenger RNA of Scheffersomyces coipomensis, 1553 nucleotides long. RefSeq names its product cystathionine beta-lyase. The transcript has a single exon. Bases 202 to 1416 code for a protein of 404 amino acids. The record is from RefSeq and is a predicted model, not a curated record. NCBI's taxonomy places the organism in Eukaryota, Fungi, Ascomycota, Pichiomycetes, Serinales, Debaryomycetaceae. Gene Ontology annotation, biological process: transsulfuration; 'de novo' L-methionine biosynthetic process. Gene Ontology annotation, cellular component: cytoplasm. Gene Ontology annotation, molecular function: pyridoxal phosphate binding.